Molecule: messenger RNA, 630 nt
Organism: Phragmites australis (common reed)
Lineage: Eukaryota; Viridiplantae; Streptophyta; Magnoliopsida; Poales; Poaceae
Exons: 2
Coding region: 1-630 (209 amino acids)
Molecular function (GO): ubiquitin protein ligase activity
Source: RefSeq, a predicted model, not a curated record
AUGGGAGGCAAGAAGGAGAGCAAUGGGAGCAGAGGGUCGGUGGUGAGGCAAAUGGAGGGGCUCUCUAACGGGAGUUUCGACAUACCAACUAUCGAGGUGUUCCUGGCUCUCAUUCGCACGCUCGACGUCUCCGGGGACGAGCUUCGGACACUCGGAGCCGACAGCCAUGAUCUCAUCGACACACUAACUGAUGUGCUUGUAGCAUUUGAACCCGGUCCCAUCGGCGUGGCGCGAGCGAGCGCGGUGCAGCUGUUUGAGUCCGUGACCAAGGAGGCCAGUGCUUCAGUCCUGGGGAGAUUGAGGCUGGAGCUCUUUCGCGCUGUCAUGGCCGUGGUGCGCGACCGGGUGUCCCUGGGCGCGACACGUGUGGCACUGUGUGUGCUCUUACACGCGUGCCCUGUUAUUCAGAACUGCAUGCUGAUCGUGGAGGCUAACGUGGAGCACAAAGCCAUCGAGCUGAAGCUCGUCGCACCAUCGUCACCGGGCUUUGGAGCGAGAGGCAAGCGCGUGAUAGAGCUAACGAUGGCACUGUGCGCAUGCGCGGACGGACGCGUGGCCGUGGCGACACACCCUGCGUGCUUCGCCGUGGUGGCCCAGCAGAUGAGAAACUGUCACGUCCCAAUUCCGUAA